AUGGCUUUAACACCGCAAGACGCUCUGCCUCCUACGCCGCCUUCCGAUACUCCUGCGAUUAUGUCGAAUACUAGAACGCCUGCCUAUGUGGCUCCUCCGGCAGCCACUGCCCACAAGCAUAUCUGGGUCAUAACGGGACCGGCUGGCUGUGGGAAGACUUCUGUAGCCGAGUACUUACACCAAACUUUCUCAUUCCCGUAUCUAGAAGGAGAUACCUUCCACACCCCAGCCAACGUCGAGAAAAUGGCCGCCGGCCAUCCCCUAACCGACGCCGACCGCUGGGACUGGCUCAUCCAGCUGCGCCAACAAUCUCUCCUCGCCCUCUCCCAACCCCUCGGCCCCUCCGGCGUCAUCAUAACCUGCUCGGCCCUGAAACGCAAAUAUCGGGACGUCCUUCGCAUCGCCCAUUACCACGACCCCACGAUCAAAGUCCACUUCAUCUUCCUCCACGCUUCCGAAGCUCUGCUGAUGGAUCGGGUACGCGCGAGGCAGAACCAUUAUAUGAAGGAUUAUAUGGUAAGGAGUCAGUUUGAGAGUCUCGAGACGCCGACGGAGGAGGAGAGGGAUGUGCUGAGUGUGGAUGCUGGGGGCACGAGUGGGGAGGUGCAGCGGUUGGCGCUUGGGGUGGUGGAGGGGGUGUUGAGGGGGGAUGCUGCUGGGUCGUAG
Messenger RNA from Saxophila tyrrhenica, 666 nucleotides. RefSeq lists its product as uncharacterized. NCBI's taxonomy places the organism in Eukaryota, Fungi, Ascomycota, Dothideomycetes, Mycosphaerellales, Extremaceae. Gene Ontology annotation, cellular component: cytoplasm. Gene Ontology annotation, molecular function: gluconokinase activity. The transcript is spliced from 2 exons. The coding region runs from base 1 to 666 and encodes 221 amino acids. The record is from RefSeq and is a predicted model, not a curated record.